Phialemonium atrogriseum is the source of this 1262-nucleotide messenger RNA. Its product is annotated as GRASP55/65 PDZ-like domain-containing protein. The transcript has 3 exons. Lineage: Eukaryota; Fungi; Ascomycota; Sordariomycetes; Cephalothecales; Cephalothecaceae. Gene Ontology annotation, cellular component: Golgi apparatus. Gene Ontology annotation, molecular function: protein binding. The record is from RefSeq and is a predicted model, not a curated record. Gene Ontology annotation, biological process: Golgi organization. The coding region runs from base 91 to 1197 and encodes 368 amino acids.
CAACCACGACCAGGUGUUGCAAAACAUGACCAUACACGCCCAAUAACACACAAAAUCCGAACAUUCCCAGCACUGCACAUACGCAAGACGAUGUUCAACGCCCUCAACCGCUUCAUAUCCCGCCUCGACGGGGAUGCGCCUUCCCACAGGGAGAGCCAUGGCGCAUUCGGAUUCCAGGUCCUGCGCAACGAGAACCUCCAGCUGGGCAUUGAGCCGUGGUUCGACUUCAUUGUGGGGAUCAACGGCCGCAUGAUUGAUGACUCGGAUCCGCGGCUCUUCUCGCAGGAGGUCCGGAAUUGCGCCGGCGGCUCUGUCACGCUGGGUCUCUGGAGUGCCAAGGGCCAACGGACAAGAACGAUGCACAUCCCCGUCCCCGCAGACACCGGCUCGAUAGGGCUGACCUUACAGUGGACCCACUUGUCCGUCGCCUCCAACAUCUGGCACGUCCUCGACGUUGCCGCCAACUCUCCAGCGGAUAUAGGAGGCCUGCUCCCGUACAGCGACUACAUCCUCGGCACCCCGGAGGGCGUCUUACACGGGGAGAGCGGCCUCAGCGAGCUGGUGGAGGACCACAUCGGCAGGCCGCUGCGGCUAUACGUCUACAACAACGAAUACGACGUCACCCGAGAAGUCACCAUCCAGCCGAGCCGGGACUGGGGCGGCGAAGGAGCCCUGGGCUGCGUCCUGGGAUACGGCGCCCUCCACCGGCUGCCCGCACCCCUGAGCGAGCCCGUGUCGGCGCCCGGCGAGACCCUCUUCGACGGCGAGCCCGACGACACGACGACGGCGCAGGCGCAGUUCGCCCCCGCACUAGGCCCAUCGGAAGCCUCCAGCACAUUCGUCCCGGCAGCGGCAGCCUCGCCGUCCGGCGACUUCCUCGUCCCGGCGCAGAUGGUGGGCGCUGCGCCUGCCGGCGGCCCGGCUCCGGGCCCGGGUCGGGGCAAGAAGAAGGAUAGGCAUGAGAGGCACGGACACAGCCCCAAUCGGCUGAUGGACGACUAUUUCAAGGAGGAGGAGCAGAAGAGCAAGGAGCUGGACCACGCUCCCGGCGGCGACAGUGGUCGGCAUACGCCCGUUGCCCCUCCUCCCAAGGCAGGCGGACCUCCAAAGGCCGGUGGUCCUCCAAAGGGGCCGCCCAAGGCAGCAGAAGACAAGGCGAAAUCAGAAGAUGAGGACGGCGGGGAUGGCGGGGAUUAGGUAAACCAUCUGCUUAUCAUGGCUCUAGCAAAUACUAGCAACUCUUUUCGUCGCGGACUGCUGAA